GACCCGGGUGACACCGGGACAGGAGGCUCCGUACCCCGGGACCUGCCUGGGGCCACGGAAGGGGCCAUGGCGGCCACCGGGGCCGGUGCCCUGGGCUGGCGGCUGUGGCUGCUGCUGGUGGCCGUGCGCUGGGCUGCAGGGGCCCGGCCCUGCAGCCCCAAGUACUUUGGCCGCGAUGCCAUGGUGUGUGUGUGCAACGCCACGUACUGCGACACGCUGGACCCCGUGGUGCUGCCGGCACCGGGCACCUACGUCAAGUACGAGAGCAGCAAGGCUGGGAAGCGGCUGGAGCGCAGCGAGGGGAGCUUCCAGCGCCGCCUGCGAGCCCCAGACCUCGUCCUGACCGUGGACACGGCGCAGCGGUACCAGGAGGUGAAGGGCUUUGGUGGCUCCGUCACUGAUGCAGCCGCUAUCAACAUCUUGUCCCUGCCCGAAACAGCCCAGGAUCAUCUCCUGCGCUCCUACUUCUCUGAGCAGGGGCUGGAGUACAACCUGGUCCGGCUCCCUAUGGCCAGCUGCGACUUCUCCCUCCACGCCUACACCUAUGAUGAUGUUCCCUUUGACUACGAGCUGAAGCACUUCAGGCUGCGAGAUGAGGACACGAAGCUGAAGAUCCCCCUCCUGCACCGAGCCUUGGCCAUGAGCAAGCGCCCGCUCUCGCUCUACGCCAGCCCCUGGACCUCCCCGACCUGGAUGAAGACGAGCGAGUCCUUCGUGGGGAAGGGCACCCUGAAGGGGCAGGCGGGGGACAAGUACCACAGGACCUGGGCCAACUACUUUGUACGGUUCCUGGAUGAAUACGCCAAGCACAACCUGACCUUCUGGGCAGUGACAGCGGAGAACGAGCCCUCGGCGGGGCUGAUCAACAACUACCCCUUCCAGUGCCUGGGCUUCACAGCCGAGCAGCAGCGGGACUUCAUCGCCCGGGACCUGGGCCCCGCGCUGGCCAACAGCUCCCACCGCGGCAUCCGCCUCAUCAUCCUGGAUGACAACCGCCUCCACCUCCCGCACUGGGCCAAAGUGGUCCUGGAGGAUGAAGAGGCAGCUCGCUAUGUCCAUGGCAUCGGCAUCCACUGGUACCUGGACUUCAUCGGGCCCAUAAAGGACACGGUGGUGCCCACUCAUGAGCUGUUCCCAGACUACUUCAUCCUGGCCACGGAGGCGUGCAUCGGGGCCCAUUUCUGGGAGAGGGAUGUGAUCCUGGGCUGCUGGGAGCGGGGGAACCAGUACAGCCACAGCAUCCUGACGAACCUGAACCACUUCGUGUCCGGUUGGACCGACUGGAACCUGGCCCUGGACCUGGAGGGGGGCCCCAACUGGGUCAAGAACUAUGUGGACAGCCCCGUCAUUGUGGACAGCAGCGAAGGCAUCUUCUACAAGCAGCCCAUGUUCUACCACAUGGGGCACUUCAGUAAGUUCAUCCCCGAGGGCUCCCAGCGCGUGGGGCUCGUUGCCUCCAAGGAGUCCAAGAAGACGGAGCUGGAGUACACAGCGUUCCUGCGCCCCGACGGCGCCGUGGUGGUGGUGGUUCUGAACCGGUCCCCACAGAACAUCACCUUCGGGCUGGCCGAUAGCGUUGGCCUCAUUGCAGCCGAGGCUCCGGCCAGCUCCAUCCAGACCUACCUAUGGCAGCGGCAGUGAUGGGGCUGGGAUGCCCAUGGCUGGCCAGGGGCUGGAUUUUGCUGGUGCUCCACUGGCUCGGGCCUGGGACUGUGGAAGAGGAGUCCCACCACCGCAAUGGGGCCGAGUGCUUGGGCAGCACCAGCCACGUGUAGGAGGUCCAGGGGCACUGGUGCCCCUUGGGGUGGAGCUGCCCCAGGCUGUGAACGCAGUUUCCUGCUGCUCUGCCAUUAAAUGCUGAUGCUGCCUCGA
This is a messenger RNA of Neopsephotus bourkii (Bourke's parrot), 1872 nucleotides long. RefSeq names its product lysosomal acid glucosylceramidase-like. NCBI's taxonomy places the organism in Eukaryota, Metazoa, Chordata, Aves, Psittaciformes, Psittacidae. Gene Ontology annotation, biological process: glucosylceramide catabolic process. Gene Ontology annotation, molecular function: glucosylceramidase activity. The transcript has 10 exons. The record is from RefSeq and is a predicted model, not a curated record. Bases 67 to 1641 code for a protein of 524 amino acids.